This is a messenger RNA of Rotaria sp. Silwood2, 279 nucleotides long. The record is from the annotation of a GenBank genome assembly. Lineage: Eukaryota; Metazoa; Rotifera; Eurotatoria; Philodinida; Philodinidae.
AUGCAAUUUGUACAGUAUAAAAUGAUUGGUAAACUCACUAAUGGUAUUAAAUUUACUAUUCGAAAUGCAAGUUCUACUGGUUGUCCACAAGAUUUAGAAAGUUCUGUUAUUGUUGGAAAUGAUGAUAAUGCUCGAAUUUCUGAUCUUGAAAUUUAUUGUUGCAACAAAAGAUUAUGUAAUCGAGCUAUUAGUCGACAAGAUAUUCAAUCGAAUAUGCUUAUUUUAAUUGUUUUCAUAACUAAUUCAAUGUAUCUUUUUCAUGGAUUUUCAAAUAAGUGA